AUGGAUGCCGCAGCAGCGAGCCGAGGGAAGCCGGCGAAACCCUCGACGAGCAGCGCUGCGGAGAAUGAGAAGAAGCAGAGACAGCGCGUGAAGAAGGAAGUGUGUCAGGAGGUGGUCCGGAAACUUCAGGAAGCCAAUCAUCCAUCUAUCCAGCAGCCUAAUUUCGAGGAAGCCCUUCAGGCCCACUUUCUCCGCUUGCCGACGAGAUACGCCCUGGAUGUGAACACGGAGCGAGCAGAGGAUGUGCUCACUCACAAGCGGCUACUGGAAGAAGCUGCAAAGAUGCCGAGCCAACCAGUGGUGCAUGUCCGAGCCGUGCGGGUCACGUCGGCCCUGCCAGCGGGAGCUGAUGGCGCUGCAGGGGGAGGCACGAUGGAGACUGACGAGGCGGCAGCAGAACUCAAACGCCAGGGCAUGCUAGCUCCGCCAGCGUUCGGGUCCUCCCCGAAUCUGGACUCCCCAGUGCUGGCGGGAGGCGCCAUGUGCGCGGGCGGGGCAGGGGGAGGGGGGAUACCGGAGGGUGCAGCUGCGAACGCGGAUGGACAUUCAGACGGAAAGGGGUCCUUCAGUUCUCUCCUGCAGGUGCCCAUGCACGAAGUCACCUUCUCCACUGUGGACCGCCCCAAGCUGCUCAGUCAACUCUCAGCAGUGCUGGCGGACGUGGGGUUGAACAUCCGUGAGGCGCAUGUCUUCUCCACCUCUGAUGGGCUCUCCCUCGACGUCUUUGUGGUUGACGGCUGGCCCUCUGAGCACCAUCCUCCACACCCUCUCCAACCUUUUCCUUCCGCCUUCUUCCACUCUUCAUCACGACCCUUUCCUCCAUGCUUUCUCCCCAACCUUGAUGCCCUCCAACCCUUUAUGGUACCCACAUUCCUCUAUGUCUUCACCCUGCUUCAUUUCUCCCCUCCCUCUUCCCAUGCGUACUGGGCGGCAGGAUGUGGUGGAGAUGCGGGCGGCACUCAUGCGAGCAGCACAGUAGCUUGCACCAUCACUAUCACCUGUCUCAUAUUCCCCCCCUGCCUCGCCCUUCCUUCCCUUACAUUCGUUUUUUGCCGCCCCUCCUCUCCCUUCCAUCAGCAAGCGGGGGAAAAUGGUGCGCAGUCAACCCUUCCAGAAGCAUCCGGCCAAUCGAACCCCGCCAUGUCAGAAUCCACAGGAGUGCCCAUGUCCACGUCAGUAGCCACAGCAGCAGCAGCAGGACACGUGGCAGCCUCCAGUUUGUCCGGGGCGGACUCGCGUGUGCACAUCCCAUCGGACGGGCGGGAUGACUGGGAGAUUGACAACGACCAGCUGAAGCUGCAGCAUAAGAUCGCCUCGGGGUCGUUUGGAGACCUCUACCGAGGCACAUACUGUGGGCAGGACGUGGCAAUCAAGAUUCUCAAGGCCGAGCGGCUUAACGACUCGUUGCAGCAGGAGUUCGCCCAGGAGGUGUUCAUCAUGCGGAAGGUGCGGCACAAGAACGUGGUUCAAUUUAUUGGGGCCUGCACAAAGCCCCCAAACCUCUCCAUUGUCACCGAGUUCAUGGUGGGGGGCAGUGUGUACGACUAUCUACACAAGCACCGCGGCAGCAUGAAGCUGCCCAUGGUGCUGCGUGUGGGCAUGGACGUGGCCAAGGGAAUGGACUUUCUGCACAAGAACAACAUCAUUCACCGCGAUCUGAAGGCUGCUAACUUGUUGAUGGAUGAGAACGAUGUGGUGAAGGUGGCGGAUUUUGGAGUGGCACGAGUGAAGGCCAACAGUGGCGUCAUGACAGCAGAGACUGGCACCUACCGCUGGAUGGCACCUGAGGUGAUUGAGCACCGGGCAUACGACCACAAGGCAGACAUAUUCAGCUUCGGCAUCACCAUGUGGGAGAUGCUCACCGGCAAGCUGCCUUAUCCAGACCUCACACCCUUGCAGGCAGCAGUCAGCGUCGUUCAACGAGGCCUGCGCCCGCCCAUCCCCAAGGGCACACACCCGCGGCUGGCAGAUCUCUUUGAGCGUUGCUGGGCCACCAACCCUGUCGACCGACCUGAGUUCUCAGAGAUCAUCAAAGUCAUUUCCGAGAUUGCACAGGAGUUGGAGGAGGAUGGAGAGGCCGACCAACAGAGACGGGAGAAGCGCGGAGGGUUCUUUGCUUCGUUCAAGAGAGCAGGGUCAGGGCCUAGCACCUACACCUUCCUGUUAGCCGACGAAACUGCACCAAAACGACCCGGCGUGCUGAUUGAUCCCGUUGACUUGACCGUUGAUCGCGACGUGCGGCUAGCAGAGGAGCUCGGAGUAACUCUUCGUUUCGCCCUCAAUACGCACGCACACGCAGACCACAUCACUGGAACUGGCCUGCUCAAGAAACGGGUACCUGGCAUCAAAUCCGUCAUAUCCUCUGCUAGUGGCGCUCGAGCUGACGUGUUGGUGGGCCACGGUGACGUCAUUCCCUUUGGCAGAUUUGGCCUCCAGGUCCGGUCUACUCCAGGCCACACGAAUGGGUGUGUAACGUAUGUGCUGGUGGAGCGCUCGGGGACUGCUGCGCCGCUUGCAACAGCGCUAGAGAGUUUCUCUGAAGGGACCGUGUGGAGGGCAAGCGAUGUGAUCUUGGAUGGGCUGGGAAGCGCUGGGUUUUCCUUUGACAUGCUUACAACGAGGAUGGCGUUCACUGGAGAUACAUUGCUCAUAAGAGGAUGUGGACGGACGGACUUCCAGGAAGGAGAUGCUGCUCAGCUGUACCGUUCAGUGCACAGUCAGAUAUUGUCACUUCCACCGGACACACUCCUGUACCCUGCACACGACUACCAAGGCCGAACUGUAACAUCAGUGGAAGAGGAGCAAAAGCACAACCCGAGGCUGACAAAAGACGAGGAAGCAUUCAAGGCUAUCAUGGACGGCCUAGGGUUGGCAGCACCAAAGAAACUCAAGGAGGCACUUCCAGCUAACAUGGCUGAUGGGGCUAUCGAAGAGCAGAGGACCACCAUUUUUGCUGCAUGA
Messenger RNA from Closterium sp. Naga37s-1, 2961 nucleotides. NCBI's taxonomy places the organism in Eukaryota, Viridiplantae, Streptophyta, Zygnematophyceae, Desmidiales, Closteriaceae. The record is from the annotation of a GenBank genome assembly.